AUGUUACAGUGUGAAUUUGCCGGUGAAGUGGUACGGUACGAAGAUGCGAAGAAACGCUGGGAGACAUAUUCGAAGACGGAAACGUCGCCUGUGAUUCUGUGUCUGACGUCACGUCUCUUCGUUGACGCUACCAUUCGUGGAAAUGUCUCUCGUUAUGUACGACAGUCGUGCCGACCUAAUGCAAGGCUGGAAGUUUGGUCAGUGAACGGAAACUACCGAGCUGGCUUGUUCUCACUAGGUGAGAUCACGUCAGGAAGCAAACAUAACCCAGUUGAUAUGAAGGCUUCGUUGACCGCCCGAUUGCUUCUGCAAGUGAUCUGUCAAUCAACGAAGAACGUGUCGUUCGCAAAAAUCACUUGUUUUGAAUUCUCCAACGCGGCCCAGAGCGCAAUAUCUGAGCAGGCGCUCCACUGGUGA
Molecule: messenger RNA, 417 nt
Organism: Cooperia oncophora
Lineage: Eukaryota; Metazoa; Nematoda; Chromadorea; Rhabditida; Trichostrongylidae
Source: the annotation of a GenBank genome assembly